CGUCAAUAUCUUCCUGAACUCCUCCCGCGGCAAUGUCGAGAUGGAAGACCUUAUCUUCACCACAAAAGGCCCGACAGCUGGCACCGUACUCAUUGAAUAGAACAUAGCCGCAGACACAAAAAGGUCGGUGGCCCUCUGGGACUGCCACGUCCGGGUUGGCGGUGCGACGGGCACCGAUCUGACGCCCACUGAGUGUCCGGCUGUGACAUCUGGCACCGCCCCGGGCUGCAAUGCCGCUAGUCUGAUGAUGAACAUUCAGCCAGGCGUAUUGGGAUACCUCGAGAAUGUGGCUGUGGAUAGCUGACCAUAUCAUUGAUGACUCAGGCCUGGAAGACGCCAAUGACACCAUGGUACACAACUCGGUCUACGUUGCUCGCGGCCUGCUUGUCGAGAGCACUGGGCCCACAUGGCUCUAUGGCACGUCGUCGGAGCACGCAGUAAUGUACCAAUACAACUUUCACAAUGCCGCGAGCGUCUUCGCCGCCAUAAUCCAGACAGAGUCGCCUUACUACCAGCUGACGCCCAACCCGCCUGCUCCCUUCGCCAGCUCCUUCGGCCUCUUUCCCGGCGAUCCAGACUACUCCUGUGCCGCGAGCGAUGAGUUCAGCGGUUGCGAUGAGUCGUGGGCCGUCGUGAUGCGCAGCUACGAGGAGAUCGUCAUUGCUUGCGCUAGCUUGUACUCGUGGAGGUUUUCGACCUACUCCCAAGACUGUAUCGGUGGGCAGCUAUGCCAGAAAGCACUAGUUCUUCUCAAGGGGAACCGUGCUAGCGUG
Colletotrichum godetiae is the source of this 773-nucleotide messenger RNA. RefSeq lists its product as uncharacterized. The record is from RefSeq and is a predicted model, not a curated record. The transcript has a single exon. NCBI's taxonomy places the organism in Eukaryota, Fungi, Ascomycota, Sordariomycetes, Glomerellales, Glomerellaceae. The annotation marks the transcript as partial.